Molecule: messenger RNA, 1155 nt
Organism: Cololabis saira (Pacific saury)
Lineage: Eukaryota; Metazoa; Chordata; Actinopteri; Beloniformes; Belonidae
Product: ADP-ribosyl cyclase/cyclic ADP-ribose hydrolase 1-like
Exons: 8
Coding region: 60-887 (275 amino acids)
Biological process (GO): positive regulation of B cell proliferation
Cellular component (GO): plasma membrane
Molecular function (GO): phosphorus-oxygen lyase activity; NAD+ nucleosidase activity
Source: RefSeq, a predicted model, not a curated record
GAGGUGGUGGGAGUGAAUCAGCUGGUGACGGUAAACAACAGUCUCUGGUCCCUGCACUCAUGGAGGAGCAGUACGGCGGGCUGGACAAAAGGCUCAGGAGACGCCGGCUGCUCAUCUUCCUGGUCCUGCUCGCUGUGGUUGUAGUCAUCACCGUGGCCGUGGUGCUGGGAGUGACGCUCCGACCACGAACAAAUGAAGUCAAAGCCACAUUUUUGGAGAGGUGUCAAAAGUUCAAAGAUUACAACUGUGAGAAGAUAUGGGAUGCAUUUCGACAAGCUUAUGUCGGCCGGGAUUCUUGUAAUGUUCCCGUAGGCGCCUACGAUGCUCUCUUCCUUGAGGCGCCCUUCGUUCCAUCGUGCAACAGGGUGAUGCUCUGGAGUAAAACAAAGGAUGUGGUCCAUGCCUUUACUGCCAAGAGAGAUUGUUAUGUCACCCUGGAGGACACCAUGCUGGGAUCUGUCCUGGAUGGGCUAACAUGGUGCGGAAAGGAGGGCAGCAAUGAAACAUUCACCACCGACUGCCCGGGAUGGACAGAAUGUGAAAACAACCCUGUUCGCUCAUUUUGGAACCAAGCCUCAGCUGGUUUUGCAAAUGCUGCAUGUGGUGAUGUCACAGUGUUGCUGAAUGGAUCCAUCCCCAAACCUGUGGAUCCGAUGAGUAUUUUUGCGAGCAUCGAGGUGAACAGGUUACACUACAACAGGGUGAAAAAGCUGAAGGUUGUUCUGGUCAUGCAGGAGAACCCUGUUGCAAACUGUAAAAGUGAUUCUCUAGUAGCCUUGGAGGCAAAGCUAGAUCCUGGAAUGGAGUAUAACUGCAAGGAAGUGCCUGAAGCUCAGAUUGAAGAAUGUGGGUCCGACCCGGAGAAACCUUGUGGAUCCUGCUGGUGAAAACCUCUGACCAUCUCAGACAGAGCAGAUAACCUCCCACAGAAAGAACAAUGACUCUUGUUUUGUACAUGACUUUGAAAUAUUUUUGUACGUCUGGGCCAGUUUUACAUAAAAAAGAUGAGUGAAUCUUUCUUUCAUAAAUGUUGGAGAUACUUUUUGAAUGAGGCUCAACCUUUUAUUACAUGUUUUUGUGUGUUUUAACUGAUGAUUUUAUCUCCUCUCGCUGGUGGAUUUAACUGUAUUUCUAAAUAAAAUACUAACAUAUGAG